Messenger RNA from Lichtheimia ornata, 945 nucleotides. RefSeq lists its product as uncharacterized. The record is from RefSeq and is a predicted model, not a curated record. Bases 1 to 945 code for a protein of 314 amino acids. The transcript has a single exon. Lineage: Eukaryota; Fungi; Mucoromycota; Mucoromycetes; Mucorales; Lichtheimiaceae.
AUGAUUAUACCUUUUGGAAACAACUCAUUAUCCCCAUCUUCCUUUUCGGUGCAAAACAGCGGCACCAUGACGAAGGAGACAUUAUCACAACGACACGAAUGCCCAAGCAUGACGCGGCAAUUCAUCCAAGGUCCCUGGUGGGCAUCACUCUAUCGCCGUGGUCUUGUUCAAAAGAGCAAUAUCGACAAAAAGGAGAUCUACUCGCCACCUACCACACGUAUCGCAAGCAGUGUUCAUUUGGUAUCAUCACAUGUGGGCCUUUUUAGCUGGAUCCGUCAACCGAUUAAUUGGAUGAGGCAAUAUCAAGAUCCAUCAUGCCAUCCUUUUCCAGAGACGACAGAGGAAGAGGAUGACGUCAUGUCACCAUCAUCUGCGUAUUCGUCGUUUUCCACAUCCACAAUAUCAACCCAUUCAAGCAUUAGCACUGUUGAAGAUGAGCUUAGCGAACAUGAUAGUGGCUGUGAGCUAACAUCGCCUUCAAGCUUAUAUGGUGGUGAGGGCGGCGUUGCUACGCAUUUUGACAAGCAAUUGGAUUUUGAUCCCGCACCAACAAGGUCAUGGCCACCAGAAUCCCAAAGCUCGGUUAUUACGCAGGUCGUACAAGAGCUGAGUCCACAGUUGGCUGAUGCAUGGCAUAAGCAUGAAAUGGCUAUGAAACAGUAUCGGCAGCAAUAUCCCAUUCCUCCAACUCAACGUCGCAAAUACAUCAAAUCCUCCAAAAGACGGUAUCAACAAAGGCGUAAAUCACCCAUGACCGCAUCUCCUCGUGUUACUCCUUCAUCCCUCAUCUCCUCCUCAUCAUCAUCGACAACAGGUGGUGGUGCCACCACAACACGUAGUCAGCAAUUGGUGGAUCUUGCUCGCAGUGCCUUAGUAUACUUUGAAAAUGCGUAUGGCCAUAUACCAGAUGGCAUGUUGCCCAUGUUACGUGAAGCAGCUGCAUAA